This is a messenger RNA of Suillus clintonianus, 401 nucleotides long. RefSeq lists its product as uncharacterized. Bases 58 to 300 code for a protein of 80 amino acids. The record is from RefSeq and is a predicted model, not a curated record. NCBI's taxonomy places the organism in Eukaryota, Fungi, Basidiomycota, Agaricomycetes, Boletales, Suillaceae. The transcript has a single exon.
CGUUACUGCCAUCUCGUCCCAGAUUGUCUUUGCAAACCUUGUUAACCAGGUUACAACAUGUUACACACGGCUGCGUUCCAUCUGUUCACCAUCCGUUCGUUGCUAUUGUCCAUGUCGCCCGUCGUCAAGCAAAUCAAUCCUUUGCCUCAGGGGAUUUGCGACCCAUCGGAGCGAGAAAAUAGACUGUCUAUCAUUACUCUUGCUUUUUCAUUUCCCUCAUGUCCUUGGAAGACGUUCAGUCCUCCUCCUAAGCAACAUCCCUUGAGCUGUUGGGCUGGAGCCGCCAUUUUGGAUGCUUGAUAGCAUCAGUCUUUGCCCAGCUUUCCUUCUACACUGCCAGUUGGUUUUCACACCAGAUCACUGCAUCGCUUCUUCAUUUUCUUUCUCAUCUAAUUCCAGCC